AUGGCAACUCAACUAAACUUUCGUGCCGUGGAAGAGACCGCCGGAAGUGGUGGGCCUCCCAUGGGUUCGCUGGUGGAAAUCGACGCUGGUGGAUCGGGUGCGGUGCUACUGACUGGCCUCUCCUCGACACUGGGAACGAUGGCAAACGGCGGGGAUCGGGCGAACGGGUCCGAGAUGGGCGAGGCGGGUUCGAUGUGCCCCAAGCCGGACGACACGCUGUACCCGAGCAUGAUCGGCGUUGACCUGGCCGUGCCGCAAUGGGAAGCGAUCGGGACGGCGCUCAUCCUGUCGCUCAUCAUCAUCAUCACGAUCGUCGGCAACAUCCUGGUGAUACUGAGCGUGUUCACCUACAAGCCGCUCCGGAUCGUGCAGAACUUCUUCAUCGUGUCGCUGGCGGUGGCCGACCUGACGGUGGCCAUUCUCGUGCUACCCCUGAACGUCGCCUACUCGCUGCUCGGUCGCUGGGAGUUCGGUAUUCACGUGUGCAAAAUGUGGCUCACCUCGGACGUGCUGUGCUGUACCGCGUCCAUCCUCAACCUGUGCGCCAUCGCACUCGACCGCUACUGGGCCAUCACGGACCCGAUCAACUACGCCCAGAAGCGAACGCUGGAGCGGGUGUUGGCGCUGAUCGCCGGCGUUUGGGUCCUGUCGCUCGUCAUCAGCUCGCCGCCGCUCGUCGGCUGGAACGACUGGCCGGAGGAGUUCUCGAGCAACUUUCCCUGUCAAUUAACGAGCAACCCGGGCUACGUGAUCUACUCGUCGUUCGGUUCGUUCUUCAUCCCGCUCGCCAUCAUGACGAUCGUGUACAUCGAAAUCUACAUCGCCACCCGGCGCCGGUUGCGCGAGCGAGCGCAAGCCUCCAAGAUCAACACGCUGGCGACGCGCAGCAUCGGCAUGGUGGGGGCGGGGGCGGGAGAUAAGGAACAAACCACCGUACACCAGGAGCACCAGCACGAGCCACACCGGAAGCACCAGCGACAGCACGACCAGGAGUCGAUCAGUAGCGAAACAAACAACCACAACGAACACACCACGGAACAUGGGGGCGAGGUGGUGGUGGUGGGGGAGAAGAAGGCCAGCAGGGCACCGAUGAGGCGGUUGGGGGCCUACUUCGGGCGGGCAUUGGGUGGGCGUGGGGGGGAUGGCAAAAAGAAGCACCGCAAUCACCGGAAGUCGGGCGCGACGACGAACGACGACGACGACGGCACUCACCAUCGGUUGGCGGCGCUGCAUCAUCGCGAGGACGACUCCGUGACGGACAACCCGGACAACUCGGGGUCGGGGGAGAGUGCCCGGGUCGCACAGGGGGAGCAGCAGCCCGGUGCGAUGAUGGUGGUGGUGGCGGUGGCCAGCAACUGUGAUAUUCCUGCCCCGGCCAAGAACGGGAGCACGCACGCCGGAAGUGGGCCGAUGGGGGACAAUCCCGGUGGCGCACGGGAGGUCGGCUUCGACGCGUCCACCACGGAGCUGGUGCGGGGGUCAGCAGCCACCGGCCCCGCGCGCUCCACCAGCCGCCUCAAGCAGUCGUUCCGCAAACCGGGCGGCAUCAAUCAGUUCAUCGAGGAGAAGCAGAAGAUCUCGCUGUCGAAGGAGCGACGGGCGGCGCGCACCCUCGGCAUCAUCAUGGGCGUGUUCGUCGUGUGCUGGCUGCCGUUCUUCCUCAUGUACGUCAUCCUGCCCUUCUGCCCGACCUGUUGCCCCACGAACAAGUUAACUAAUUUUAUCACUUGGCUCGGCUACAUCAACUCCGCGCUCAACCCCAUUAUUUAUACCAUAUUCAAUUUGGACUAUCGACGUGCGUUCAAGCGGCUGCUCGGUAUCAAACCAUAA
Molecule: messenger RNA, 1830 nt
Organism: Anopheles coustani
Lineage: Eukaryota; Metazoa; Arthropoda; Insecta; Diptera; Culicidae
Gene: Oct-TyrR
Product: probable G-protein coupled receptor No18
Exons: 1
Coding region: 1-1830 (609 amino acids)
Biological process (GO): adenylate cyclase-activating adrenergic receptor signaling pathway
Cellular component (GO): membrane
Molecular function (GO): octopamine receptor activity
Source: RefSeq, a predicted model, not a curated record